AUGGAAGAUAAAAAUAAUAUUGAACUCCAAGAAAAAGCACCAGAUAAUUAUAAUAAUAAUAAUAAUAAUAAUAAUAAUAAUAAUAAUAAUAAUAAUAAUAAUAAUAAUAAUAAUAAUAAUAAUAAUAAUAAUAAUAACAACGAUAUUAAUAAUAAUGAUGACGAUAAUAAUAAAAUAAUAUAUCAAAACCCAACACCAGCAUCUAGUAGUCAUAUAGAUUCAAUUGAAAUUGAUAUAAAUUAUGAUCUUUCAAAUCAUAUUAAACAACGUGUAACUCAAAAUAAAACUGGUAUGUUUGUUUCUGCAAACAACAUAUCAUAUUAUAUUCCAAAAAGUAUUAAAAAAGGUGAAAGUGAAGAACUUAGUAAAUUAUAUUUAUUAAAUAAUAUUUCAUUUACAAUGAAACCUGGUCGUAUGAUAUUAUUAAUGGGUAUACCAGGAGCAGGUAAAAGUUUAUUAUUAAAGGUUUUAGGUAAUAGAUUAGGUAAAGGUAAAAUUGAAGGUGAAUUAAAAUUUAAUAAUCAUGAAGUUGAUGAGACGACUCAUCAACGUGAUACAAUUUUCGUUUCACAAGAUGAUAGACAUAUUGCAUUGUUGACAGUUAGAGAGACAUUGGAAUUUAGUGCAAAAUGUAAUAUGGGAGAGAAUGUAUCACAAGAGGAACAAAGUGAACGUGUCGAUUUGGUAUUGGAUCAACUUGGACUUUCACAUACAUCAAAUACUAUCAUUGGUAAUCAAUUUUUUAGAGGUAUUUCAGGUGGUCAAAAGAGAAGAGUUACAAUUGCUAAUGAAUUUACAAAAAGAUCACCAAAUUUAAUAUUAAUGGAUGAACCUUCGACAGGCUUGGAUUCAGCAACAUCCUAUAAUGUAAUAUCAAAAGUUAAAACCAUUGCCAAAGAGGCAAAAGCAUCGGUUAUGGUAUCAUUAUUACAACCAUCGGUUGAAUUAACCAAUUUAUUCGAUGACAUUUUAAUUUUAGGUGAAGGUGGUAAUUUAAUUUACUUUGGAGAAUUAAAUAAUUUAUUACCUUAUUUCUCAUCGAUUGGAUUAGCACCAUUACCAAACCAACCAUUGGCAGAAUUUAUGCAAGAGGUUUCAGUUGAACCUUCAAAAUAUAUGAUAACUGAUAAAAUUGAAUUAUCAUCAAAAGAUGGUGGUGAUGACGAAAGCAAAAGUUUAUUAUUAGGUGGUGCAGAUAGUGGAAAUGUUGAAAAGAUGGAUUUGGUUAAAUUAUUUAAAGAAUCUGAAUUAAAUCAAAAAACAAUACAAUCAAUGCAACAAUUAAUACCAAGUGAUAUUAAAGUUUCAGAUCAUUUAAUAAAGAAAUUAGAAACUGGUGAUAAUGGUAAAUCAUCAGUACGUUAUGAAUUAAAACAUUUAUUGGCACGUCAUAUUAAAGUUAUGAAAAUUAUGAAAAUGCAAUAUGCAGUACGUUUCUUUCAAGCCAUUUUUAUGGGUUGUGUAAUCGGAUCAUUAUUUGUUAAGAUGGGGUUCACACAAGCUGAUGCUAGAAAUAGAUUUGGAUUAGUUUACUUUGCAAUGGUAUUACAUAUUUGGACAACGAUUGGUAGUGUUGAAGAGUUUUUCACAUUAAGAGGCAUUUUCGAUGACCAAAAGGACUCAAAGUAUUAUAGAAAUUUCCCAUACUUUUUAUCAUUGGUAAUCACUAAAAUUCCAAUCUCAUUGAUAGAGGCAAUAUUAUUUUCAAGUUGUUGUUAUUGGAUUGCAGGUUUUCAAGCACGUGUUGAUAAUUUCAUAGUUUUCAUAUUGGGUAUGGCAUUGACCAAUUUAAUUGCUCAAGGUAUUUUUCAAGUUACAUCAGCUUUCACAUCGGCUCAAUUAUUGGCAAGUUUAAUUUGUCCAGCGAUAGUUGUAUUAUUUAUGAUUAUGUCAGGUUAUAUGAUUAGUCGUUUACAAAUUCCAGGUUGGUGGAUUUGGUUAAAUGCAUUAUCACCAUUGAGAUAUGUAAUCGAUAUGGUAUCAUCGAAUGAAUUGUAUGGUUUGGAAUUUCAUUGUUCACCAAUGGAAAAGAUUCCACCAUCAAAUUAUCCUCUAUUAAAUGUAUCGUAUGCCGAUGGUGGUUAUCAAGGUAAUCAAAUUUGUCAAUAUAGUACUGGUAGUGAUUUUUUAAAUCAAUUUGGUUUCUCUGAUAAUUCUUAUAUGCGUUGGGUUGAUAUUGUAAUCAUUUUAGGUUUCGUUUGUACAUUCUUUUUCAUCUUCUUUUUAGGNGUUAAAUAUAUUAGAUUUGAAAAUAAAAAACCACCAAGACAAAUUAAAUUAAAGAAAAAGAAAGAGAAAAAAGAUAAAAAGGAUAAAGAGGUUAAACAUAAAUGGAAUGGUUGUUAUAUGACUUUUCAAAAUUUAAAUUAUGUUGUACCCUCUGUUAAAGAUAAUAAAGAAACUGGUAAAAAGGAAAAAGUAACCUUAGAGUUACUAAAGGAUGUAAAUGGUUUCAUUGUUCCAGGUAUGUGCGCUUUAAUGGGUCCUUCAGGUGCUGGUAAAUCAACAUUAAUGGAUGUAUUGGCAAAGAGAAAAAAUGUUGGUACAAUCACUGGUGACAUUAGAAUCAAUGGUCAGUUGGUAAAGGAUAUGAAUAUCACUCGUUUCACUGGUUAUGUUGAACAACAAGAUAUUCUUUCUGCAAAUUUAACAGUUCGUGAAGCAAUUGAAUUUAGUGCAAAUUGUCGUUUACCAUCAUCUUAUCUUCAAAAGGAUAGAGUUAAAUUAAUCGAUGAGAUUUUAUCAGUUCUCUCUCUAACUAAAAUGCAAAAUACAACCAUUGGUCCAAAUCCAACAUUGGGUAUUUCAUUGGCAAAUCGUAAAAAAGUUAGUAUUGGUAUUGAGUUGGCUUCAGAUCCUCAUUUGAUUUUCCUUGAUGAACCUACCUCUGGUUUAGAUUCUUCAGCCGCUUUAAAAGUUAUGAAUUGUGUUAAAAAGAUUGCAGAAUCUGGUAGAACUGUAGUUUGUACAAUUCAUCAACCAUCACAAGAAAUCUUUGAGAAAUUCGAUCAACUUUUACUCUUGGACAAGGGUAAAGUAAUUUAUUUUGGUGAUACUGGUGACAAUAGUUCAACCGUUAUUCAACAUUUCACAAGUGCAGGUUAUCAAUAUGAACAUGGUAGAAAUCCAGCUGAUUUCAUUUUGGAAAUCGCUGAACAUCCACCAUCAACAGGUCAAAGUGCAAGUGAUUACUUUAAAUCAUCCAUUCAUUAUUCAAAUUCAAUUCAAAGAUUGGAAUCAAAAACUAUCGUACCAGAGGGUGUUGACGUUCCAAAAUAUAAAGGUAAAUACUCUGCUCCUGCAACAGCUCAACUUCAUAGUUUGGUUAAAAGAGGUUGGUUAAAUCAUGUUCGUCGUCCACAAACUAUUCUACUUAGAUUCUUACGUUCAUUCAUUCCUGCAAUUGUAAUUGGUACUCUCUUUCUUAGAUUGGAUAAUGAUCAAACUGGUGCACGUAAUAGAAUCGCUUUGGUUUUCUUGGGUUUCCUCUUUGGUGGUAUGGCUUCCAUUGGUAAAGUACCAACCAUCGUCGAAGAUCGUUCAGUCUAUUACAGAGAAUCAUCAGCUGGUACUUAUCCAGCCCAUCUUUAUAUUUUGGCAAGUGUUAUCACUGAUUUACCAAUGAUGGUUUUAACUGCUUUCUCCUAUUGGAUACCAAUGUUCUUUUUAACUGGAUUAACAUUGGGCGAUCAUGGUUGGAAGUUUUUCUUCUCUCUCAGUGUUUAUCUUUUGGUUAUCAUGUGUUACGAUAGUUUGGCAACUUUAUUCGCACUCACUCUACCUACCAUUCCAAUUGCGAUUUUGGUCUCUGGUGUUGGCUUGAAUUUCUUGGGUCUUUUCGGUGGUUUCUUCAUUCCAGUAAACAAUAUUCCAAGAGGUUGGAUUUGGAUGCAUUAUUUGGUCUUUUCUAAAUAUGGCUUGGAAACUCUAAGUAUCACUGAACUUAAAGGUGAACCUUUUUUUUGUGAAGAAGAUCAAUAUAGUAUAAUUCCUAUUGCCGGAACAAAUUUCACUAAAAAAUAUUGUGCCAUUCAAAGUGGUGAUACUAUGCUUUUGCAAUAUGGUAUGAACGACGCUUACGAUCGUCAAUUUUAUAAUUUAAUAAUCCUUGGUGGUUAUUUCUGCGCUUACACUUUUCUUGGUUAUUUAGCUUUAAGAUUUAUUAAUCAUAUGAAAAGAUAA
Molecule: messenger RNA, 4182 nt
Organism: Dictyostelium discoideum AX4
Lineage: Eukaryota; Evosea; Eumycetozoa; Dictyosteliales; Dictyosteliaceae
Gene: abcG3
Product: ABC transporter G family protein
Exons: 2
Coding region: 1-4182 (1393 amino acids)
Biological process (GO): sorocarp development; transmembrane transport
Cellular component (GO): membrane
Molecular function (GO): ABC-type transporter activity; ATP hydrolysis activity; ATP binding
Source: RefSeq, a predicted model, not a curated record